AUGAUGCUAAAGAAAUUAUAUAAUGGACAUUUUCGAAGAGUGUCAUUGAGCGAUCCAAAUGAAACCAGCGCUUCCUCGAAAAAAUCAAUUGAUGAGUCAAGCAACGAAGAUAAAAAAUGUGAAAAUAAGGAGUAUGGUAUAGUUAACAACAUUAUAUAUGGAGCAGGUCUCGGUGUCGGAGCAAUCGGAUUUUCCCUUGCAGUUUUGAGUUCAACAAUUAUUGCCUCAACUUUAGUUUUUUCUUUAUAUUUUUGUGCAAAUACAUGUAAUAUAAGUGAUGAAGAACUAUUCGAAGAGUGCAUCUAA
Plasmodium yoelii is the source of this 306-nucleotide messenger RNA. Its product is annotated as conserved Plasmodium protein, unknown function. NCBI's taxonomy places the organism in Eukaryota, Apicomplexa, Aconoidasida, Haemosporida, Plasmodiidae. Bases 1 to 306 code for a protein of 101 amino acids. The transcript is spliced from 5 exons. The record is from RefSeq and is a predicted model, not a curated record.